Messenger RNA from Mucor velutinosus, 1455 nucleotides. RefSeq lists its product as uncharacterized. The coding region runs from base 1 to 1455 and encodes 484 amino acids. The record is from RefSeq and is a predicted model, not a curated record. The transcript has 4 exons. NCBI's taxonomy places the organism in Eukaryota, Fungi, Mucoromycota, Mucoromycetes, Mucorales, Mucoraceae. Gene Ontology annotation, molecular function: L-amino acid transmembrane transporter activity. Gene Ontology annotation, biological process: amino acid transmembrane transport.
AUGAAAUCCCCCUCCUCCAUACCAAACAACUAUGGUGCAACUGAGCUAGUACAGCAAGACGACAUUCUGCUCACUGAAGAAGAGAGGGACCUGCUGCAAUCCGAUAGACCUGGCUAUGGCUCUCGCUCCAAGAUUGAAAGCGCAUUUAAUCUUGUCAAUUCGACUGUAGGCGCUGGAAUUAUCGGCUUGCCCUUUGCCAUCCAUUUAGCAGGAUUCUGGACAGCUAUUCUGCUAUCCAUCUUUGUUGCCAUCAUAUCUCAAUUGGGCCUUCACAUGUUGGUCGUAUCAGGCCAACGUUCGCAAUGCUUCAAAUUUGCAGUUUUGAUGGAAUAUGUGUUUGGACGAUCUGGGUAUUAUUUUCUAAACUUCCUCAUACUUGUGCAAGCUGCAGGUGCUUGUGUCAGCUAUUUCAUUCUCAUUGGCGAUACAAUUCCUGUCUUGUUGCAACUCUAUUUUCCCCAAUACCCAAGUAUCACAGAGAGAUCAUUUGUCAUAUCAUUAAUCGCCAUUUUGUUUGUUUUUCCCCUGAAUCUCUCUCGUUCCAUCGGAUCUGUCGCCAGAUGGUCCAUCUUAUCCGUCCUGUGUUUGCCACUGAUUAUCAUCACACUUCUUGUGAGAGCACCUGCCUACAGCAAAUCACAUGAGUCGCCCUUGGAUUGGCAUGGACCUGACAUCUUCGGAGCCCUCGGCAUCCUGGCCUUUGCAUUUGCAUGUUCACACGUAUGCUUUAGUGUCUUUCUCAGUCUCAAGGACCAAACAAUCAAGUCAUGGACCAUCACCACCACACUUGCAUCCAUCAUGAGUUGGGUGGUAUCCAUUUCGUUUGCUGUCAUUGGUUAUCUCAGUUUUGGCAAAGAUGUGCAACCAAACUUGUUUCUCAAUUUCCCAGAUGAUGAUCUUAUUGUAAACAUUGGCAGAUUCGCACUUGGCUUCAGCAUGAUCUUGACCAUUCCCAUGGGAUUCUACCCCACGAGAGAAGCAGUUCAAAAGUUGCUGGGAUUCGAGACAGCAACCCGCCAGCCCAACAAAAUCCAGCACUACACUGUUACAGUCGUUCUGUUCAUCGUCAUUACUGCACUUGGUAUCACUGUUCGAUCGCUAGGAAAAGUCUAUGCAUUGAUUGGUGGUUUUGCUGCUACCUUCCUGGCCUACAUCCUACCUGCUGCUGCCUGCCUCAUCACUAGACGCUAUCCUGCAGUCGCUGGUACGGUCACCACCACUCUGGUGGAUGAUGAAAUUGGCAUCAAGGCACCUUUGCUUGGUAAAUUGUCAGCCACAUCUUCAACAACAUCAUCAUCUGAAGACAUUUUGUUUGAAGAAGAGAUUGUUGUGACCGAAUCCAUUAUCAUUGAUGAUAGUAUACCCAAGUUUGGCUUGUUGGAUUUCUCUGCCGUAAUUUUGUUGAUCUGGGGUACUGUUGUCAUGGUUUUUGCAACAUCUGGCGUAUUCAAAUAA